AUUACUACGAGUAUUCCGGAAAUAUUCCGAGCAAAUACCUCAGAAUAUCCCCGAAUAUUACUAAUAUUCCUAACAAUAUUCCGAGGUAUAGAGGUCGGAUUAUUUGAUUUUUCGCCCAGUGUGAUGUUUGCGAGAGAAUGUAAUGACUUUGAUUGCUCCACAAGUACAUUGGAUGAUCCCAUCCCUAGUGAAAGUGGAGAUGUCAGCACUGAGACUGAGCCUCCAAAGAACAAGCAAGGGCAUGCAAACUGUAAAGCUAUUAUUGAAAGUGAAGAAAAGGAAUUUAUGAAAGCAAAGGUGGUAAUGUAUCACACAACUUUUACAGUUCUUAAAGAACCCCCACCAUGUUCAUCAGCAGAUGAUGAAGCAGAUGCCUUUGGGAAGUACAUUGUAGAAACAUUUAAACGAACUGUUGCAAGAAAAAAGAUCAGUGACAUGCUAUUCAAUGUUGAAAUAGAAAAUGACCAACAAUACCGGUAA
This is a messenger RNA of Paramuricea clavata, 480 nucleotides long. The record is from the annotation of a GenBank genome assembly. Lineage: Eukaryota; Metazoa; Cnidaria; Anthozoa; Malacalcyonacea; Plexauridae.